AUGCAUCUGGGGAACAUGGGCCACGCCAACCAGUCACUUGUCACCGAGUUUGUGUUCCGCCCCUUUUCGUCCGUGCCAACGACACAGCAGCUCCUCUUCGUGCUCUUCCUCUUGCUCUACCUCGCCAUCGUCAUGAGCCACGCCUCCAUCCUCUGGGUGGUCUGCACUGACUGCGCCCUCCACGCCCCCAUGUACUUCUUUCUGGGCAGCCUCUCGGGGCUGGAGGUGUGCUACACCACCGUGGUGGUGCCCCAGAUGCUGGCCAGUGUCUGGGAUGCCCGCACCACCAUCCCCGUGGCCAGCUGUGGGGUCCAGAUGUUCUUCUUCGUGGCGCUGGGCAGCGCAGACUGCUUCCUGCUGGCCGUCAUGGCCUACGACCGGUACGUGGCCAUCCAGUACCCGCUGCGCUACGCCCUUAUCAUGACACGGCGGCUCUGCUGGCGGCUGCUGGCCACCUCGCUGUCCCUCGGGGGGCUGCUCUCACUGGAGCUGACGGCUUUGGUCUUCGCCCUGCCCUUCUGCAGCCGCCAGAUCAACCACUUCCUGUGCGAUGUGCCGCCCGUGCUGCGCUUGGCCUGCGGGGACACGCGCCUCCACCAGACCGUGCUCUUCAGCGUGGGCGUGGCUGUGCUGGCCCUCCCCUUCCUCCUGAUCUGCCUCUCCUACGCCCUCAUCGCGGCUGCCGUGCUGCGCAUCCGCUCAGCAAAGGGCCGGCGCCGGGCCUUCCACACCUGCUCCUCCCAUCUCACCGUGGUGCUGCUGCAAUACGGCUGCUGUGGCCUGGUCUACCUGCGCCCCAAGGCUGGUGCCGCGGAGGAUGAGGACCGGCACCUCGCUCUAAUCUACACCUUCGCCACGCCCCUGCUCAACCCCCUCAUCUACAGCUUGAGGAACAGGGACAUCAAGCAGGCCCUGAGCAGAGCCCUGCGCCGGACACUGACAGCCCAGCCUCGCUGA
Molecule: messenger RNA, 957 nt
Organism: Pelodiscus sinensis (Chinese soft-shelled turtle)
Lineage: Eukaryota; Metazoa; Chordata; Testudines; Trionychidae
Product: olfactory receptor 10Q1-like
Biological process (GO): G protein-coupled receptor signaling pathway
Cellular component (GO): membrane
Molecular function (GO): G protein-coupled receptor activity; olfactory receptor activity
Source: RefSeq, a predicted model, not a curated record